AUGGCUACCGUCGCCACCAGGACCGGCCAGGAGGUCGAUCGUAACGUCCUGGACUCAAUGCUUCGCCGUCGCAUGUUCUACACCCCCUCCUUCGAGAUCUACGGUGGUGUCUCCGGUCUGUAUGACUAUGGUCCACCAGGAACUGCCCUUGUCGCCAACAUGACCGACUUGUGGCGCAAGCACUUCGUUCUUGAGGAGGAUAUGCUCGAGGUCGACACCACCAUGCUCACCCCCCCACGAGGUUCUCAAGACUAG
Molecule: messenger RNA, 255 nt
Organism: Penicillium malachiteum
Lineage: Eukaryota; Fungi; Ascomycota; Eurotiomycetes; Eurotiales; Aspergillaceae
Exons: 1
Coding region: 1-255 (84 amino acids)
Biological process (GO): mitochondrial glycyl-tRNA aminoacylation
Cellular component (GO): mitochondrion; cytoplasm
Molecular function (GO): glycine-tRNA ligase activity
Source: RefSeq, a predicted model, not a curated record